GGGUGAAAAUGGCGCCCAGCUCGAAAUCGGAGCGGAACAGCGGGGCCGGGAGUGGCGGCGGCGGCCCCGGGGGCGCCGGUGGAAAGCGGGCAGCGGGACGGCGGCGGGAGCACGUCCUCAAGCAGCUGGAGCGGGUCAAGAUCAGUGGCCAGCUCUCCCCUCGCCUCUUCCGGAAGCUGCCCCCUAGGGUCUGCGUCUCCCUCAAGAGCAUCGUGGAUGAGGACUUCCUCUAUGCUGGACACAUCUUCUUAGGCUUCUCCAAGUGUGGCCGCUACGUGCUGUCCUACACCAGCAGCAGUGGGGAUGACGACUUCUCCUUCUACAUCUAUCACCUCUACUGGUGGGAGUUCAACGUGCACAGCAAGCUCAAGCUGGUGCGGCAGGUGCGGCUCUUCCAGGACGAGGAAAUCUAUAGCGACCUGUACCUGACCGUGUGCGAGUGGCCCAGCGAUGCCUCCAAGGUCAUCGUCUUCGGCUUUAACACCCGCUCUGCCAACGGGAUGCUCAUGAACAUGAUGAUGAUGAGUGACGAGAACCACCGUGACAUCUACAUCAGCACAGUGGCCGUGCCGCCACCUGGCCACUGUGCUGCCUGCCGAGAAGCCAGCCGCUUGCACCCAGGAGAGCCCGGUGCGCAGUGCCUGCGGCACGGCUUCAUGCUGCACACCAAGUACCAGGUGGUGUAUCCCUUCCCGACCUUCCAGCCUGCCUUCCAGCUCAAGAAGGACCAGGUGGUGCUGCUCAACACCAGCUACUCCCUGGUGGCCUGCGCCGUCUCCGUGCACUCUGCAGGUGAUAGCAGCUUCUGCCAGAUCCUGUAUCAUCACACCAUUCCCUCUGCCCCCACCCCUCCCAGCCCCCCAGGGCCCCCCAGCCCACAGGCACCUCCCACCCUCCCUAGCCUCAGUCCCGAGGAAGCCGCACCCCGGCCUCCUGGGGAUCCUGAGCCCUCGCCCGCCAUCGCCAAAGCCAAGGAAUUUGUGGCUGACAUCUUCCGGCGAGCCAAAGAGGCCAAGGGCAGUGCCUCCGAGGACGCCCGGCCGCUUCCCUGCCCUGAGCCCUCCAGCAGCCGCUGCCGAGGGGCCGCAGAGCCCCUGGGCCCAGCGGGGGAGGCGGUGCCUCGGGACAGCUCCCCUGCCACCCAGCCAGGCACCCCAGAACCUGGCUACAUCAACUACACGAAGCUCUACUACGUGCUAGGCUCAGGGGAGGGGACCGAGCCUGAGGAAGAGCUGGAGGACGACAAGAUCUCCCUGCCCUUUGUGGUCACGGACCUCCGGGGCCGCAGUCUGAGGCCCAUGCGGGAGCGGGCCACCAUGCAGGGCCAGUACCUGACGGUGGAGCAACUGACGCUGGACUUUGAGUAUGUCAUCAACGAAGUCAUCCGGCACGACGCCACGUGGGGCCACCAGUUCUGCUCCUUCAGCGAUUAUGACAUCGUCAUCCUAGAGGUGUGCCCGGAAACCAACCAGGUCCUCAUCAACAUUGGCCUGCUGCUCCUGGCCUUCCCGUCCCCCACCGAGGAGGGCCAGCUUCGACCGAAGACCUAUCACACCAGCCUGAAGGUGGCCUGGGACCUUAACACCGGCGUCUUCGUCACUGUCAAUGUGGGGGACCUCACAGAGGUCAAAGGGCAGACCAGUGGUAGUGUGUGGAGCUCGUACCGCAAGAGCUGCGUGGACAUGGUGAUGAAGUGGCUGGUGCCCGAGAGCAGCGGGCGCUACGUCAACAGGAUGACCAAUGAGGCCCUGCACAAAGGGUGCUCGCUCAAGGUGCUGGCCGACAGCGAGCGGUACACGUGGAUCGUGCUGUGAGCGCCGGCCGCCAGACACUGACUCGACUACCUCCGCGGCCGGGAGCCGCCUCCGGCCUCUUCCCUGCCACCGGCCGGCCCGAGGGUGCGGGGAGGACUGGGCAGGGCAGCCCCCGCCUCGGGGUGCCAGGCGGGGUGCUUCUUAUUUAUGCCUAUUUAAGUUGGGAAGGGGCAGGGGAGCCACUGCCCAUGCACCCCUCAGGGCCCCUGGGCUCCAGGAAAGGACUGACCUCCCCGCACCCAGGCCUCGGCAGAGGCGGCAAACCUUGGGCACCCCCGUCUGCACCUCGGUGC
Sorex fumeus (smoky shrew) is the source of this 2107-nucleotide messenger RNA. It is a transcript of the gene DCAF15, whose product is annotated as DDB1 and CUL4 associated factor 15. Gene Ontology annotation, cellular component: Cul4-RING E3 ubiquitin ligase complex. The transcript has 13 exons. The coding region runs from base 9 to 1814 and encodes 601 amino acids. The record is from RefSeq and is a predicted model, not a curated record. NCBI's taxonomy places the organism in Eukaryota, Metazoa, Chordata, Mammalia, Eulipotyphla, Soricidae. Gene Ontology annotation, biological process: protein ubiquitination.